CUGGUAGCGAAGGCUGGUGGGCCGCCAUUUACGUGUGUGCAGGCCAGCUGGGCUCUUGGAGAGCAGUCGCCCCGCUGCCCAGUCCGAUCUCCGACCAGGCUAACCUUCCUCCGCUCGGCCGAACAACAAGCCUCCUCAAGUGUUACGAUCCCUUGAUGUAUUGUCGACCUUAACGUUUCGUUGGAGAGUGUCAGCUCCGAAACUAGGGGGCAAUGGGCGACAACUUUGCCCCGAGCUUUACCCAGAAGCCUAAACUCCGCCAGGAGGAUGAUGGUAACAAACUUAUCUUCGACUGCAAACUCUCGGCCUCCCCACAACCCUCCAUCGAGUGGUUCCGUGGAGAGGAGUCCGUGAAAGAAAGUUCCAGGAUCAAGAUCACUAUUAAACCAGGAACCGGACGAAACAUCCACGACGUGCAGCUCAUCCUUGACGACGUCGAGGAGGAGGAUGCCGGGCUCUACAAGGUCAAGGCUAAGAACAAGUAUGGCGAGGUGUCCGCGUCAAUCAAUCUGAACUUCAGUCCAAACGAACAACCUACAGAUUUAAAACAAAUCGAUGGACUCGCGCCAACCUUCGCCCAGAAACCAGUCAUCAAACAGGAGGAAGGAGGCAAACAUAUCAAGUUCGAAUGUCGCAUCCUGGCUGAUCCCAAACCCGCCAUCACUUGGUUCCGUGAUGGACUCAAGGUGCAAGAGUCCGCACGGUGCAAGGUGAUGAUCGAGAAGGACGAAAAAUCCUACUUCGUGACCAUGGCUCUCACUAACGUCACGGUGGAGGACGCAGGGAAGUACAAGGUCACCGCCAAGAACGAACUUGGAGAGAGCAAUGCCACAAUUAGCCUAAACUUCGACAGUUCCUUUAUGAUGCUCACAGCCGACGAGGCGCCCCUGCCGUCCAAGGAAGGAGUGCGACCCACCUUCACUGAGCGACCCUGCAUCAAGCAGAGUGAGGACGGCUCAAGCGUCAUCUUCAGCUGCCGCUGUGUGGGCAGCCCGCAGCCCACAAUCGUAUGGGAAUUUAAGGGAAAGAAGCUGCGUGAAGGAGCACGACACAAGAUGAAGAUAGAGCCUGACGGCAAGGUGUAUUUCUUCGUGUUGCUGGAGAUUAGCAAGGUGUCCAACGCUGACGAAGGAGAGUACAAGGCCAUCGCCACAAACAAACUGGGUGAAGGUGUCGCCACCAUUAACCUGCAUUUCGAAGGCAAAACAGCUUCAGACAAGCCAAAAAUUCCCGACGGCAAAGCUCCGAGGUUCCCUAAGAAGCCGGAAAUCCGUCAAGAGGGCGACAAGCUGGUGAUGGAGUGCGUGCUGGAAGCUAACCCGGAACCAGAGGUCACCUGGUUCAAGGGAAAUGAGAUGGUUCAAGAACAGGGUCGAAUAUCUAUAUACAAGAAGAUAUGCGGGAAGGACCAGUACAUCGUGUCGGUGACCAUCAUGAAACCCGAAGCGUCGGACGGAGGACAGUGGCGGUGCAACGCCUUCAAUCCCUUCGGCGACUCUAAUGCAAAUAUCGCCCUUAACUUCGAGAAGGGUAAAGCCAUUCCAGAGGGCUUCGCUCCCACCUUCCUCGACAAGCCUUCCAUCAUCCCCAACGAGUCUGGCACUAUGAUUACCAUGAAGGUACGGUGCAAGGCCAAGCCACAGCCAACAGUGGAGUGGUUCAAAGAUGGUAACAAACUUGAGGCUGCUAAGCGUCUUGUUAUUAAAGAACAUAAAGUCACAGCCGAAAUGUUCGAGUAUUCUUGCAUUGUUAAGGAUCCGUGUGGUGCUGACGCUGGCAAAUACAAGUGCGUGGCAAUGAACCAAUUUGGCGAAGCCACAGCCAACGUGAACCUAAACAUCGAAUCUGACCCGGAGCCGACGGGCCAGGCUCCAGUGUUCGUGGAGAAGCCCACUAUCAAAUUCGAGGAGAAGGCUGGGCGGGUGCUGAUGGAGGCUCUGGUGCGUGCUGACCCAAAACCCACCUCCCGCUGGACCAAGGACGGUAAAGAACUCGACGGAGCUAGAGUAACUGCGACCGUCACCCGGGAGAAGGAGGACUUGUACCGCAUCCGCAUGGAGUUGCGGAAACCACAACCUACUGACGGCGGUGUGUACAAGUGUAACAUCAAGAACGAGUUCGGGGAGCUUAAUGCUAACCUCAACCUCAACAUCGAAGUGGCACCAACCAUCAAGAGGCCGCCCAAGAUCGUCUCGGUGUUCAACAAGAAGGUGGUGAUUGAGUGCGUGAUCAUGUCCACCUCGAAGCCAGCUUGCAGCUGGUACAAGGAUUCCACCAAAGUCCGACUCGACUCACGCCACUGCGUCAACAUCAACGAGGAGGGAGAGGGCAAGUAUGUUGUGCAGAUGGAGAUGAUCAAGGCGGAGAAAUUCGACUGUGGCUCAUACAAGGUAGUUGCCAAGAACGAGAAGGGUGAGACUACCUCGCAAACUAAGAAGCCCAAGAAGAAAGAUGAACCAAAGAAGGAAGAAGAAAAGAAAAAGGAGGAGGUCAAGGAGGAAAAGAUGGAGCAACAGGAGGCAUCCCGGGUUGAAGAGUCGAAAAUGGAAGAAGAGAAGGCGGCUAAGAAGGAUAAACCCAAAAAGAGGGAAAUUAAGAAAGAGGAACCUGCUGAGCCUGAAAAAGUUAAACUGAAAAAGGUUGUAGCUAAAAAGGAAGAACCCCAAGAAGAUUUUUCAAAGAUUAAGCUUAAAAAAGUCGCAGCUAAAGAAGAAGAGGUAGUUGACGAAGCUCAAAAAAUUGAACUGAGAAAGGUUGGAGCUAAAGAGCAACAGGCCGUGGAAGAAGGUGAGAAAGUUAAGCUCAAGAAAUUAGGAGUCAAAGAGGAACAGUCCAUAGAAGAAGCUCAAAAAGUUCAACUCAAAAAAGUCGGAGCAAAAGAACAACAGGCCGUUGAAGAAGCUCAAAAAGUUCAACUCAAAAAAGUCGGAGCAAAAGAACAACAGGCCGUUGAAGAAGCUCAGAAAGUUCAGCUCAAAAAGGUCAAACCUAAAGAGGUAGAGGCCGUCGAAGAUAUUCAGAAAAUAAAACUUAAAAAGGUUAAACCUAAAGAGGAAGAAGCUGUUGAAGAAGCUCAGAAAAUCCAACUUAAAAAGGUUGGAGCUAAAGAACAGCAGGCCGUGGAAGAGGGUGAAAAGGUUAAGCUCAAAAAGGUUGGAGCUAGGAAGGAGGAGGCUGUUGAAGAAACCGAGAAAGUGCAGUUGAAAAAGGUUGAAACUAAAAAGUUAGAAGUGAAGAAGGAGGAAGCUAUAAAGACAGAAAUGGAGCCUCUCCAGAAACCGACAAUCGUUGAGCCCAAAGCGGAUGCUCCUAAGAUUGAGGUGAUAAAAGAUAAGUCACCUGAGCGCCGAGGCUCUCAGGCCACAGGUUCAGGACCUCCCAGCCGGAGAGGUUCGCUCAUUCCUCCCGAGGAUGGCGCUGGUGGGCGCAGGCCAUCCCUACUCAUCGCGGACGAGGCACAACGAAAAGCACGUCCUGGAGAAGAAACAUUGGAAUUUAAGGGAAGCCGCAAAUUACGACCCGGAGAAUCAUUAGUGGAGGGAAAGGGGAAACUAAAACCCGGCGAGCAGGCGAGCAAACAGCGUCGACGCCCGAGCAGUGACGUUCGGAGGCCCUCAGUGCAAGAUGACGAGAAGAUGGACAAAGCAAGUACCCCGCUCCGCAACAUCGGUAAUCCAGGACCACCAGUCAUUGUUGACGUGCAGCAGAAGUACACAGCAGUUGAGGACCAAAACGGCUACAUCGACCUGGUAGUGGAAGGCAUCCCGGCGCCUACUAAGAUCAAGUUCUUCAAGGGCAUCACUGAGAUCGUCGAGAGCGGCCGCUAUAAGAUUCACACGGAGGGUGAAACUAACACUAUUACGCUGUGCAUAAGGAAGACCAAGGCCAACGACGAAGAUCACUACAAGGUUAUCGUUGCUAACGAACAUGGCGAAGACACUGCAGAAAUGGACUUUUACGUCUCGGACGCAAGUGGCAUGGAUUUCCGUGCCAUGUUGAAGAAAAAGAAAUACGCUAAGUGGAAAAGAGAUAACGAGGAUCCAGACUGGGGUGAACUGAAGGAGACAGAGAAGGAGCAGAAGCCUCAACUCCGCAAGGUCGAGAGGAAGCAGGAGUCUUGGGUGAAGCCUCUGGUCGACCUCACCGUCAAGGAGGGCAAGGAGAAAUUCGCUAAGUUCGAGGGCGAGUUCUCCAAGAAGGACUCCAAACCGAAGUGGUUCUUCAAGAAGGAUGAGCUGUUUUCUGGAUCCAAAUAUAAGUUCAAGUCUGAGGGCUGCGUACACAGCAUUGUGAUCAGCAAGCCUACAGUGGACGACAUGGGAAGAUACACGGUGGAGUGCAUGGGUAUCUCCUGCUCCGCCAUCCUCACCGUCCAGGAGCCUGAUCCUGACUACAAAUUUGUGCGGCCUUUGCCUAAAAAGAUCUCUAGCUACACUACCAAAGACGCAACCCUCGAGGCUCAGGUCAACUCCCACAAAGCCAUCGUCCACUGGUUCAGGGGAGACGAGAAAAUUGAGGAAGACGAAAAGUUCGAAACUUACAAAGACAUGACGGGCACAGUUCGUCUCACCAUUAAGAACGCCAGCAAGAAAGACAAGGGCAAGUACACAGCCAAGAUCUUCAGAUGCGAGAAGGAAGCCACUGAGACCUUGCUUACCAUCGUUGAUCAGCCUUUCAAAUUCACUAAGCAGCUCAAGUCCAAGACGGUGACCGAGAAUCACAAAGUCGUUCUUGAGUGCGAUGUGGACGAGGCCGAGGCUGAGGUAGAGUGGUUCUACGGGGACAAGAAACUGACACCUGAUAGCAAAGCCAUCAAGAUCAUGAAGGAUGGCAAGAAACGACAGCUGGUCUUCAAGAGCAUUACCAUGGACGAUGCAGGCAACUACACCUGCAAGACAAAUGCUGACGAGACCACCUGCGAGCUGAUUGUUCAGUAUGAGAAUAAGUUCAAGAAGAAGCUACAAGAUCAGAUGACUUACGAGAAGCAGCCGGCGACGUUCGAAGUAGAGCUAGUGGACCCCAACGCUCCUCUGCAGUGGUUCAUCAAUGGCAAGGAGGUGACAGAAGGAGAUAACUAUGAGAUCCAGAAGAAUGGCGCCGUACACCGCCUCAUCAUUAAGGAAGCCGCCACUGCCCACGAGGGAGAAAUUAAGGCCGUGUGCGGGAACUUGGAGACGGCUUGCCAGCUGAGUGUGGGCGAGGGAGAGAAGCCGCCCAGCAUCAAGCCGGAGGAACCCAUUGAAGGGCCAGUGACCAAGCCUCUGGUCUUCGAGGUUCCUUACACAAUUCCCGGCUCGAGGAUCUCUAAGGUGGAGGCCAAGUUACUGAAGGACGGCAAGCCUAUGAACGUCAAGGAUGUUGAGGUAAACAUACUGGAUAAGAAGGUCGUUUACACCAUCAAGAAACCGAGUAGGGACCAGAGCGGGAAAUACGUCAUCAGGAUGUCCAACAAAGCCGGCGAGAGUAGCAAGGAAGUCAGGAUCAACAUGCAAGAUAAGCCAAGCCCGCCUACCAAUAUUGAGGUGUCUGAGAUCUUUUCAACGUCAUGCUUAAUAACAUUCGGACCACCUAAGGACGACGGUGGUCUACCUCUCACCUACUACACUAUCGAGCGCCAGGACUUCUCCGUCAAGGCAUCACAUCCGAGAAUCUGGGAACGAACAGGCGGGUGGGCUCAGGUAGCAGAGAUUCCCGCUGACGAGCCACUGCGCUUCAAGAGUGAGGAUCUGGAGAACAAGAAACAGUACAAAUUCAAGAUCACAGUGAGCAACAAGCUUGGGGCCUCCGACCCAGCUGUCCAUCCGAAGAUCAUCCUCGCCAAGGAUCCAUGGGAUGAGCCCGGUAAGAUCUUGCAUGUGGAGGUCAACGACUGGGGACCAGAACACGCAGAUCUCCGCUGGUCCAGACCAGAAACCGAUGGCGGUGCCCCCAUUACUGGCUAUGUCAUUGAGUUUAGGACACGCGCCAUGCCUGCUGGAGGAGAGGUGGAUCGGUUCUCAGACUGGAGUAAAGGUAUAGAGAUCCAGGGCGACGUAACGGAGGGAACCAUCCCCAACCUGAAAGAAGGCAAUCAGUAUGAGUUCCGCGUAAGGGCUGUAAACAAAGCUGGCCCCGGCGAGCCCUCAGACCCCACCAAACCUAUCCAGGCUAAACACCGCUUUGUGAGACCUUUCGUGAUCAACAAAGACGAGUUCAGAAACAUCGUAAUCAAGAAGACACAGCUGUUCAAGCUGGACGUCAAAUACGGAGGUGAGCCCGAGCCGAGGGUGAUCUGGAAGAAGGAUGAUAAAGAGGUGAUUCCCGACGAGGAACAGAGGCUACCAGAUCCUUACAACUGCCGAAGGAUUACCAUCGAGCAGUUCGAGAGAAACACGGUGUUCACGCUGAGGAAGGGUGUACGCUCAGACACGGCAAAGUAUAAGCUACAACUGGUCAACUCUGUAGGCGAGUGUGAAGAGGAAGCUGACGUUGUUGUCCUCGCUAAACCCACCCGGCCCGAGGGACCGCUCUUCCCUGAGGAGAUCCGCGCUGAUCAUGUCAAGCUCAAAUGGAAAAAGCCCAAGGACGAUGGUGGUUUGCCCAUCGAGGGUUACAUCAUCGAGAAGAUGGAUGUGGAUACCGGAGCCUGGAUACCUGCUGGCGAGGUGGGACCGGAGACACAGGAGUUCACCGUGGACGGACUGACGCCCAAAAAGAAGUACAAGUUCCGCGUGAAGGCCGUCAACAAGGAGGGAGAAUCAGAACCGCUGGAGAACGAUGAACCCAUUUUGGCUCGCAACCCUUAUGACGAACCAUCCCGCCCCGGCAAACCUGAGAUCAUUGAUUACGACAACACGAUGGUUGUGUUGCGGUGGACUCCACCAGAGAAGGAUGGUGGCCGCCCCAUCACUCACUACCACAUUGAGAUGAAGGACAAACUCUCGGUGGACUGGAAGGAGGUAGUGCAGACUAAGGAUACCAACUGUGAGGCUCAGGUGCCCGGCCUUAAAGAAGGAACAGUGUACAGCUUCCGUGUUCGCGCUGCCAACAAGGCAGGUGUUGGUGAGGCCUCUGAGCCUACCGACAAUCACCUCUGCAAGCACAAGAACCUAAAGCCACGUAUCGACCGCACAAAUUUCAAGUCAGUGACCAUUAAGGUGGGUCGCAGCCACAAGUGGGCAGUCGACUAUAUUGGUGAGCCUGAGCCUGAGGUGUUUUGGUCCCGCGGUGAGAACAUCCUCUCUAACACGGACAGAAUUCACAUCGAGAACACCGAUCACCACACCGAGAUCUCCAUCACUGAUGCCACCAGGAAAGACGCCGGUCUUUAUACCCUCAAGAUCGAGAACCGCAAUGGUCAGGACAGCGAGACUGUAGAGCUCGUGGUUCUUGGGAAGCCCAGCAAGCCCAAGGGUCCCCUGGAGGUAUCCAACAUACACGAUACUGGCUGCAGGCUCAAGUGGGAGAAGCCUGACGACGAUGGUGGACUGCCCAUUAAGGAGUAUGAGGUGGAGAAGAUGGACUUGGCUACUGGCAAGUGGGUCAGAUGUGGCAAGUGCCCCGGAGCUCUGGCUCCUCCAUACUUCAACGUGGAAGGUCUGGAGCCGGGACACCAGUAUAAGUUCCGCGUCACAGCUGUCAACGACGAAGGUGACUCCGAUCCGUUGGAGGCUGACGGUGCCAUUCUUGCCAAGAAUCCCUACGAUGUAGCCACGGCUCCUGGUAGACCAGAAAUAGUCGACUAUGACAACAAAUCGGUGGAUCUCAAGUGGACUGUGCCGGAGUCGGAUGGUGGAGCUCCCAUCAUGAAGUAUAUCAUCCAAAAGAAAGACAAGUUCAUGCCAGAUUGGGAGGUGGCUGGAGAGUUGAAGCAAGACGUGAUGCAGCCACUUAAACCCGGGACACCCGUGGAGAGCAAAGUAGUCGGACUGAAGCACAGGGCCGAGUACCAGUUCAGGGUGAUCGCCGUCAACAAAGCAGGCAACUCGCCCGAGUCCGAGCCUACUGACUAUCACCUCGUCAAGCACAAAGCCUUGAAGCCACGAAUUGACCGUACCCACUUGAAGCAGACGACCAUCAAGGCUGGCCGCAAUGUUAAGUUUGAUAUUAACAUCGAGGGUGAGCCAGCGCCGUCUGUACAAUGGGUGCUCAAGGAAGCAGAGGUGAGGGAUAGUAACAUCGAGAUCAUCAACGUGGACUACAACACUAAGUUCAACAUGGUGGACGCUAAGAGGAAACAGACGGGUACCUACAAGAUCAUUGCCACCAACAAGCACGGCAAGGACGAAGCCGAAGUCGAAAUCGUUGUCCUCUCUGGUCCUGGGAAGCCCAAAGGUCCGCUGAAGGUGUCGGAUGUGACGAAGAAGAGCUGCAAGCUCAAGUGGGACAAACCCGAUGACGAUGGUGGCAAGCCUAUCCAAGAGUACUUGGUGGAGAAGCAGGAUCCCACUACAGGCCGUUGGGUGCCUGUCGGCAGGACCAAGGACUUGACCAUGGACGUGCCUGGCCUGCAGGAGGGUAAAGAAUAUAACUUCCGCGUGAAGGCCGUCAACGACGAAGGCGAGUCCGAGCCCUUGGAAACUGACCACUCAACCCUCGCCAAGGAUCCCUAUGGCCCCCCUGGAAAACCUGGCAUUCCAGAUAUCUUUGACUGGGACGUGGACCGCGUGGAUCUCAAGUGGGAUGCACCCAAGGACAACGGCGGCGCUCCUAUCACCAAGUACAUCAUCGAGAAGAAGGAACGUUACGGCUCGUGGGAGACAAUCCACGAGUCAGAGGGACCCAAGACGGAGUGCCGCGUACCUGGCCUCAAGGAGGGCAACACCUACCAGUUCCGUGUGACGGCCGUUAACAAGGCAGGACCGGGUGAGCCCUCAGAUCCAACGAAGCCUCACCUCGCCAAGGCCAGAUUCUUGAAACCUCUCAUCAACCGCGAGAAGUUGAAGAAAAUCGUCACUCGUGCCUCACAGAAGGUGUUCCUCGAGGUGGACGUGAAGGGUGAACCUCCUCCAGAGAUCUGGUGGACACUCAAAAACAAAAAAGUGGAGACUGGAGGAAACUACAUUGUCCAGGCUGAGGACUACCUCACCAAGUUCACUCUGAACGACGCCGAGCGUAGACACACCGGCAUCUACAAGAUCCACGCCAAGAAUGACUCCGGUUCUGACGAGGCCGAGCUGGAGAUUGUGGUUCUAGACCGCCCUGGCAAGCCUGAAGGGCCGCUGGAGAUCUCGGACGUUCACAAGGAGGGCUGCAAGCUCAAGUGGGACAAACCCAAGGAUGACGGUGGUGUCCCUAUCGAUGGUUACAUCGUCGAGAAGAUGGACGUCACCUCUGGUAAGUGGGUGCCAUGUGGUCGUACUGACGGAGACUCCACCGAUUUCGAGGUGACGGGUCUGGAGCCAGGCAAGAAGUACGAAUUCCGUGUGAAGGCGCACAACGAUGAAGGUGAAUCUGACCCUCUGGACGGCGAUAGGGCCAUCAUCGCCAAGGAUCCCUUCGACAAGCCUGGACCUCCAGGACUGCCUGAGAUCGUCGACUUCGAUGAGACCAGCGUCAAGUUGAAAUGGGACCCGCCCAUCAGGGACGGCGGCGCCGAGAUCACUGGCUACGUCCUCGAGAUGAAACCCAAGAAUGCUGACAACUUCGUAGAGGUGGGCAAGGUGAAGGGUAACGUCUGCCAGGGACCAAUUAAUGGCCUUAAGGAAGGUGAGAAGUACGAAUUCCGAGUGAGGGCUGUCAACAAGGCUGGUGUGGGUGAGCCUUCAGACUCCACACUACCACACACCGCCCGAGCCAAGUUCCGAAAGCCUCGCAUCGACCGCACCAACGUGAAGGACGUUGUGCUGAAGGUGGGCCAGCAGUACCUGUACGACAUCGAUGUGAUCGGUGAGCCCAAGCCAACCAACACCUGGACACUGAAGGACAAGCCCUUGCUAUCUAUCCUUGGACAGGAGGUGGUGACGAAGGAUCUGCUGCGCGUUGACUCAUCAGGCAACAAUACCAAGCUGCUCAUUAUGAAGGCGCAGAGGAAAAUGUCUGGCAAGUACGUCCUCACUGCUAAGAACGAACACGGAGAAGACUCAGUCCAGAUCGACCUCACUAUCUUGGGUCCUCCGAGUAAACCCAAGGGUCCGCUGGAUGUGAGCGAUGUAAAAGCCAAUGGGUGCAAACUGAAGUGGGAUAAGCCAGAGGACGAUGGUGGCCUGCCUGUCGACCACUAUGAGAUCGAGAAACUAGACCCCAUCACUGGCCAAUGGAUGCCCUGUGGCGAGUCCAAGACCCCAGAGUUUGACGUAACUGGACUACAAGAGGGUAAGAAGUACAAGUUCCGCGUGAAGGCUGUUAAUCCUGAGGGCGAGUCCGAGCCCCUCGAGGCUGACAAGGCUAUCAUCGCUAAGAACCCCUUCGACCCCCCCAGCAAGCCUGGCAAACCCAAGGCGACCAACUGGGACCGCGACUUUGUGGAGCUGGAGUGGGCCAAGCCUAAGGACGACGGUGGAGCGGAGAUCACCAAGUACAUCGUCGAAAAGCGAGAUGUGACUGGUCGUGGGUGGACACCGUGCGGGAGUGGCCCUGGUAACCGCACCUCCCUCCGCAUCACAGAUGUGGAACCUGACCACGAGUACCAGUUCCGCGUCAUCGCUGAGAACAAAGCUGGACCUUCUGAGCCUUCCGAUGCUUCAGAGUCCGUCAUCUGCAAACCAAGAUUCUUGGCACCGCGCAUCGAUCGCAAGAACCUGGGGCGCAAGACCAUCCGCUCAGGCAUCACCUUCAAAAACGAGAGCAAGGUGGAGGGUGAGCCCGACCCCAAGGUGACCUGGAGUCUUAAGGGUGAGUCCAUCAAGAACGAGCGGGUGACCAUAACGAGCGAGGACCACCUCACCACUAUCAUCAUCAGGAAGGCCAAGCGCUCAGACACCGGCAUCUACAAGAUCUUUGCCAAGAACGAUUCUGGCACUGACGAGGCCGAGCUGGAUCUUGUAGUGAUUGGCAAACCCGGCAAACCCAAGGGUCCACUGAAGGUAUCCGACGUGACGGCGGAGUCCGCUAAGCUCAAGUGGGAACCCCCGGAGGACGAUGGCGGAGAGCCUAUUGACCACUACGUGGUGGAGCGCAUGGACACGGAGACUGGUCGCUGGGUCCCGGUGAAGGAAACCAAGUCUCCCGAGGCUGAGGUUCCUGGACUCACUGAGGGCCACGACUACCACUUCCGCGUCAGGGCCGUCAACUCUGAAGGCGAGUCGGAGCCCCUGGAGACCGACACGGCCAUCAAGGCCAAGAAUCCCUUCGACCCGCCCAGCAAGCCUGGUAAACCCGAGGUGAAGGACUUCGACAGGACGUGGUGUGAACUGAAGUGGAACCCACCAGAUAAUGAUGGUGGCGCCCCCAUCAGCCACUACAUCAUUGAACGUAAAGACAAAUACGCUGCCAAAUGGGUCAAGCACUGUGAGACCAAGAGCAACAAGCCCGAGGGCAAGGUCAAUGACCUUACCGAAGGAGAGACCUACCAGUUUCGUGUGAAGGCUGUCAACAAAGCUGGCCAGAGCAAGCCUUCAGAGCCUUCCGACAACUUCACCGCGAAGGCCAAAUUCCUGGCUCCUGUUAUCGACCGCACGAAUCUGGAGAACAUCACAGUCCGUGCUGGCCAGAUGAUCAAGUUCGACUGCAACGUGACUGGUGAGCCGAUCCCCAAGAAAGCGUGGUUCAUCAACAAGGCUCGUCAAGACGGUGAUCAGCCAGGCAUCAAGAUUGACGAGGAGGACCACCGCACUAAGAUCGUCAUUGCCAGCUGCACUCGCGCCCACAACGGAACCUUCCUCGUCAAGGCCGACAACUCUGCCGGUCACGACGAGGUAGCCAUUGAGGUGGUGGUGCUCGACAAGCCUGGAAAGCCAGAGGGUCCACUGAAGGUGUCAGAUAUCCACAAAGAAGGCUGCACUCUCAAAUGGAAGGAACCCUUGGACGACGGUGGUGCACCUAUUGAGCAGUAUAUUGUCGAGAAGAUGGACACAGAGACAGGCAGAUGGGUGCCAGUAGGCAGGUCACGAGAGCCAAUGAUGGCGGUGGAGAACCUUGAGCCUAAUCACGAGUACAAGUUCCGUGUCUCGGCUAUCAACAGUGAAGGUGAAUCUGAACCUCUCGAAGGUCUUGACACCAUUGUGGCUAAGAAUCCUUUCGAUCCGCCUGAUCCACCAGGCAAACCUGAGGCCACAGACUGGGACAAGGACUUUGUGGAGCUCAAGUGGACCAAGCCUGCUAAGGACAACGGUGCCCCAUUACUGGCUACAUCAUUGAAAAGCGUGAUGAGCUCACCGGCAAGUGGGUCAAGGCCUGAAGUGAAAGGAGACACACCGAAGGGCCGCGUGAAUGACCUGGAUGAAGGCGAAACAUACGAGUUCCGAGUCCGUGCAGUGAAUGAGGCCGGCCCCUCCGACCCGUCGGAGGCCAGCAAACCCGUCACUUGCAAACCCAGGAAAUUGGCCCCAAAAAUCGACCGCCGUAACCUUCGCGACUUGACGGUUCGCGAGGGUGAACCCAUCCUUCUUGACGUUAAGAUUAUUGGCGAGCCACCACCAGACGUCGAAUGGCUUUUCGGCAAAAAACCACUUAAAGAAACCAAGGAUCUCCGUAUUGAAAACGUCCCAUACAACACCAAGUUUAUCAACGACGAACCAUUACGUAAACACUCAGGUGUUUACAAAAUUGUGGCCACAAAUCAGUAUGGUCGCGACGAAGCAGAAGUUACCAUCACCGUCAUUUCCAAACCUGGUAAACCAGAGGGACCUAUUGAAGUGAAAGAUGUCCACAAGGAGGGCUGUAAGCUCAAAUGGAAGCCUCCGAAGGAUGAUGGCGGCUCCCCCGUUGAAGGUUACGUUGUGGAGAAGUUCGACCCUGAUAUGGGUCUGUGGCUACCAGUGGGCAAGACUUCCACGCCAGAUAUGGAAGUUACUGACCUGACUCCUGGGCACGAAUACGAGUUUCGUGUGAAGGCUGUGAAUAAAGAGGGCGAAUCCGAACCACUUGUGACCCUCUCCCCCAUCACGGCCAAGGAUCCCUUUACGGUGCCAGGCAAACCAGGAGCUCCAGAGGCCACAGACUGGGACUCCAACCGUAUUGACCUGAAGUGGUCUAUGCCCCUGGAAGACGGUGGUGCUGCUAUUUCGCACUACAUCAUCGAGAAGAGGGACAAAUACACCAACCUUUGGGAGAAGGCGUGUGAGACUCCCACGCCUGAGUGCAAAGGCUCAGUCACCAACUUGAUCGAGGGAAUGGAUUACCAGUUCCGCAUUACAGCCGUCAACCGCGCCGGACCUGGCGAGCCCAGCGACCCUAGCAAGACCAUUACUGCUAAAGCAAGAUUCCUGCCACCAAAGAUCGAGCGUAAGAACCUACGUGACGUGACACUCUCAGCUGGCUCGAUGCUCAAGUAUGACUGUGACAUCUCUGGCGAGCCUCCUCCAACCGCCUCGUGGACGUUCGAGGGCCGCAAACUAGAGCCCAGCAGGCAUGUCACCAUCACCAAUGUGGACUACAACUCCAAACUGGUGAUCCGUGACGCUGAGCGUGGUGACUCUGGUGAGUAUGUCAUCACAGCAACAAACAGCUCCGGUAAAGACCAGGUGACAGUACGUGUGACUGUCACAGAUAAACCCAGUCCACCUGAAGGACCCAUCAAGGUGUCAGACGUCAGAGGAACGGGUUGCAAGCUCAAGUGGAAACGUCCCAAGGACGAUGGUGGCACCCCCAUUGAGUACUACCAAGUCGAAAAGCUGGAUCCCAACACCGGACUGUGGGUGCCAGCAGGUCGGUCGGCCGGGCCUGAGCCCUCAGUGGACCUGAACAACCUCAGCCCCGGGACCGAGUACCAGUUCCGUGUGAGGGCCGUCAAUGCUGAGGGCGAGUCCAGUCCUCUCAAUGCUGAUGAACCUGUUCUAGCCAAGGAUCCUUAUGAGGAACCAGGCAAGCCCGAAAAUUUGCAGGUGGCUGAUUACGACCAAAAUAAAGUGGACCUUAAAUGGGAGCCGCCUAAGAGCGACGGUGGCGCCCCCAUCCAGAAGUACAUCGUGGAGAAGAAAGACAAGUACGGCGGGUGGGAUAAGGCAUGUGAGGUGCCGGCUAAUAAGACAAGCUGCUCUGUGCCUGAUCUGAUUGAGGGUGAAACAUACGAGUUCCGAGUCCGAGCCGUCAACCCUGCUGGUCCUGGUCUCCCAUCUGAUGCCACUCAUCCUGUCACUGUCAAGCCAAAGAACAUGCCUCCUAAAAUUGACCGCACAAACCUGGUUCCCGUCAGAAUCAAGGCUGGCCAGAGUUUCGUUUUCGAUGUCAACGUGUCUGGCGAGCCUGUGCCGGAAAAGAAGUGGCUCCUGAAAAAGAAGGAUAUCAAACCCAGCUCCGUAACCAACAAGUACAACGACUACAACACCAAGCUGCGAGUGACUGGAGCAACCAGAGAGGAAAGCGGCACUUACACCAUUACGGCAGAGAACGCCAAUGGCAAAGACUCGGCAGAUGUAGAGGUCAUUGUACUUGAUAAACCUGGAACGCCGGUGGGUCCACUUAAGGUCUCUGAAGUGUACGCAGAGGGCUGCAAGUUGGACUGGAAACCACCUGCUGACGACGGUGGCUGUCCCAUAGAUCAUUACGUCGUGGAGCAGCUGGAUGAAGCCACCGGCCGCUGGGUUCCUGCAGGCGAGACGGCUGGCAAAGAAACAACCUUUAACGUAGAGGGACUCACACCUGGACACAAAUACAAGUUCCGCGUUAAGGCUGUCAAUCGCCUGGGCACAUCCGAUCCUCUGGUCACUCAGCAGGCAAUCGAAGCCAAGAAUCCAUUCGAUCCUCCAAGUUCGCCGAAGGACGUCGACAUCGCUGAUUUCGACACUGACUUCGUGGACCUUGAAUGGAAGAAGCCAGAAACUGACGGCGGAGCACCCAUCACUGGUUACAUCAUAGAGAAACGAGACCGCUACAACCCACUGUGGGACAAGUGCGCCACUGUGGAGGGUGACCAGUGCAAGGCUCACAUCCCUGACCUUCUCGAGGGUAAUGUGUAUGAGUUCCGCGUCGUGGCUGUCAACAAGGCUGGUCCGGGUGAGCCGUCUGAACCUACCAAGCCGCACGUCGCCAGACCCAAGAAUCUUCCUCCUCGCAUUGACCGCAAUGCCAUGAUGGAUGUGAAGGUCAAGGCCGGAGAUAACUUGAACUUGCCAGUGCCGGUGGUAGGCGAACCUCCCGCCACCAAACAAUGGAGAGUCAGGGACAACGACCUCUACCCCAGUGAUCGUCUUUCCAUCAUCAACGAGGAUUACAUGACAACAAUCAAGAUCACUGAUUGCAAGCGUUCAGACAGUGGAGCAUUCACACUGAACGCUCGUAACAAGAAUGGUGAGGACACCUGUACCGUCAACAUCACUGUGCUUGACGUGCCUGGCGCCCCUGAAGGACCGAUUAAGUACUCAAACGUCAACCGCAGUGGUUGCUCUAUCGCUUGGAAGCCACCCAAGGAUGACGGAGGCUCCGAUAUCACUAGCUACGUUGUCGAGAAGAUGGAUAUGGAAACUUAUCGCUGGGUACCGUGUGGAGAAGUCAAGGGUACAAGCUUCGACGUUGACAACCUUAUUGAAGAUCACGACUAUAAGUUCCGUGUGUCGGCUGUUAAUCGCCAAGGUCAGGGUCCACCAUGCACUGGCGUAGACACUAUCACCGCAAAGGAUCCUUACAGCAAACCUACCAAACCUGGCACACCAGAGGUUAUGGACUGGGACAAGGAUCGUGUCGAUCUCCAAUGGACGGAACCUCGUUCUGACGGUGGUGCCCCCAUUACAGGAUGGAUAGUCGAGAAGAAGAAGAGGUUUGGACCCUGGGAGAAGGCUCUUGAGUUACCAGCAAAACACGGGCCCAAGGCCUCUGUACCUGAUCUUACUGAAGGUGAGGAGUAUCAGUUCCGUGUGAUUGCAGUUAAUAAGGCAGGAAACUCUGAUCCUUCAGAUUCCUCACAGCCAGUUGUCUGCAAGGCUCGAUUUGAGAAGCCCGGUAUAGACACAAAAGACCUUGGGGAUCUUAUCAUCAAGGUUAACACGCGCCUUAACUACACAAUACCAAUCCGCGGAGCCCCAAGACCCAAGGUAUCAUGGACCGUCAAUGGUUCACCUGUUGUGGAGUCAGAACGAGUGGACCUGCAGACCUACGGUAAGCAGACAAUCCUGGACAUUCCCUUCGCCCAGCGCACUGACAGUGGCCGCUACACUUUGACGCUGGAAAAUGACCUUGGCAAAGUGUCUGCUUCAGGUACCGUGAUCGUUCUUGACCGACCUUCUCCUCCUGAGGGCCCACUGAACGUGUAUGACGUCACCCGAGAGAGCUGCAAAGUCUCCUUCAAAACUCCCAGUGAUGACGGCGGCUCUCCCAUCCUGCACUACCUGGUUGAGAAGAUGGAUGUGUCUCGUGGUACAUGGACCGAGGCAGCUGAGGUGGCAGGUCUGAUGGCUGACGUUCAUGGACUCGUCCACAUGAAGGAGUAUCACUUCCGUGUCAAGGCUGUCAACGCUAUUGGCGAGUCUGAACCUUUGUGUACUCCUAAGAGUAUCAUUGCCAAGAAUGCCCAGGACGAGCCAAGUCCGCCCGGUCGCCCCAACGUGGUGGACUGGGACAGUGAUCAUGUGGACUUGGAAUGGACGCCCCCGACUAACGAUGGUGGUGCACCCAUCACUGGAUAUCUUAUUCAGAAGAAAGAACGUGGCUCACCAUACUGGCAGACAGCAGCACGUGUCACUGGCCCUGAGACCAAGGGCACAGUGCCUAAUCUUACAGAGGGGCAGGAAUAUGAAUUUAGGGUUGUUGCCGUCAACAAAGUCGGAAACUCUGAACCAUCUGAACCCUCAGACGCUGUCAUUUGCAGGCCAAGGCACCUUGCACCCAAGAUUCUUGGUCCCCUGUAUGACGUGCGCAUCAAGGCUGGCCAGGUCCUUCACGUUGACGUGGAUUACAUCGGUGAACCACAGCCUGACGUAUUUUGGUUCAGUGAUGAUAAGGAGCUACAGAUUGAUGUGCGAACUACCAUCACUGCCAUCAACAACCACAGCGUCUUGCACACAGUCAACACUAUGCGCAAUGACUCUGGCGAGUACCGCAUUCGGGUGAAGAACGAGAGUGGUCAGGAUGAAGGCACCUUCCAGGUAGUUGUGUUGGACACACCUGGAAAACCCGAGGGUCCUCUGGUGUACGAGGAGGUGCAGGCUAAUAGCGUAGUCAUGUCCUGGAAACCGCCGGUUGACGAUGGUGGCAGCCCCAUCACCGGCUACGUCAUUGAGAAGCGGGACAUCUCGCAUGGCGGAGGCUGGGUGCCAGCAGUCAACUGGGUGGAUCCCAAGCAGAACCACGCAACAGUACCGCGCUUGCUAGAGGGAACCCAGUAUGAGUUCCGUGUGAGGGCAGAGAACAUGCAGGGUCGUGGUGAACCUCUCGAGUCGGACAAACCUGUUACUGCCAAGUCUUCAGCAGAUGUGCCUGGGGCUCCUGGCCGUCCAACCUGCACAGACUCUGAUAAGGACUUCAUCAAGAUCUCGUGGGCUCCUCCCCGCUCCACUGGAGGUUCUCCAAUCACAGGCUACGAUGUUGAGCGCUGCGGCAUCCACUCUGGCCGCUGGAAGAAGGUCAACCGUGACCCCGUGCGCACCCCAGAGUUCGUGGACGACACCGUCAACGAGGGCGAGCAGUACCAAUACCGAGUUAUUGCCAACAACAAGAUGGGCCCAUCUAACCCCUCAGAACCUUCACAGGCUAUCACUGCCAAGCCAAUGCGCGAGGCUCCCAAGUUGUAUCUGGACGGUCUCCUGGGCAAGAAGUUGAAGGUGCGUGCUGGCGAGCCCAUCGAUAUCAAGAUCCCGCUCUCUGGUGCUCCACAACCAGCCUGCGAGUGGUCCAAGCAGAACAAGAAGAUAGAGCCCAGCAAGAGGACCUCGAUGGAGACUACCCCCGACCAUUGUCGUCUCUUCGUGGACAAGUCUCGCAGGGAAGACUCCGGUACUUAUACCAUUGCUGCCGAAAACCCUUACGGCAAGGACUCCGCCAACAUCGAGGUCAUCGUAGUGGACAAGCCAGGUCCUCCUCUCGGCCCGCUGACGCCGACGGAUGUGACAGCCCACACUAUCUCGCUCUCCUGGAAGCCACCCCAGGAUAAUGGAGGUGCCGAGGUUACCGGCUACGUGGUUGAAAAAGCAGAGGGUAACUACGACAUCUGGAAGGUGGUGCCUGGCUACUGCCCCAAGUGCAACUUCACCGUCAAGGGUUUGGAGGAGGGUAAGAAGUACCGGUUCCGCGUGCGUGCCGAGAACAUGUACGGCGUGUCGGAGCCGCUGGAGGGCAAGCCAGUGGAGGCCAAGAAUCCAUUUGACCCUCCGGAUGCGCCAGAGCGUCCAGACAUCACCGGCUACAGCCCGUCCACCUGCUCUCUGGAAUGGAAGCCUCCGACCAACACAGGCGGACGACCCAUCACAGGCUAUAUUAUCGAGAAGCGUGAGCGUGGCGGUGAUUGGAUAAGGGUGAAUCACUACCCGACGCCCAACACGCAGUACACAGUCCAGGGACUAUCUGAAGGCAGCCGCUACGAGUUCCGUAUCAUUGCUGUCAACGAGGCAGGUCCUGGCAAACCCAGCAAGCCAUCCAACUCUAUCGUGGCUAAGGUGCAGAAGUACCUGCCAGGCCCACCAGAGGCACCCAGGCCGGACCGUAUUGGCCGCAAUUGCGUGACACUCUCCUGGCGACCACCAAACCAGGACGGCGGUGCCAAGAUCAGAGGCUACUUGGUGGAGUACAGACAGAAAGAUGAGGACGAGUGGCAGCCGGCUAACAGUCUCCCUCAUCCUGACACCAGCUACACUGUGCUCGGUCUUACGGAGCUGGACGAAUACUACUUCCGCGUUAUCGCAGUCAAUGAAGUAGGUCCUUCGGCUCCGUCCCGACCUUCUGCUCUCAUUAAAAUUGAGGAACAGGCCAACAAGCCUCGCAUUGACCUCAGUGCCGUGCGCGAUAUCACUGUGCGUGCUGGAGAAGACUUCUCCAUCCACGUGCCAUACACCGGCUUCCCGAAGCCCACGUCCAUAUGGUACCAUGAUGAUGAGGAGAUCAAUAUCCCGGCAGACAUUCGCAUCCACGAGAAACUCACUGAUGAUUACUGUGCAAUGAUUGUCACCAACUCCAAGCGCUCAGACACUGGCCCAUACAAGCUACGUCUCCAGAACCCAUCUGGCUUCGACUCUGUAACACUGAACGUACGCGUGCUCGACCGUCCGGCACCACCGGAGAACCUGCACGCUGAUGAAUUCAAUGGUGAUGCCCUCACCCUCUUCUGGAACCCACCCAAGGACAACGGCGGUGCCGAGAUUACCAACUAUGUGGUGGAAAAGCGAGAGGGAAAAGGGAACUGGACGAAGGUCAGCAGCUACGUGACCGCUCCCUUCCUCCGCAUCCGCAACCUUGUCGUCAACAAAGAGUACGACUUCCGCGUGAUGGCGGAGAAUCAGUAUGGUCAGUCCGACCCCUGCACCUCGCCCACUCCCAUCAGGGCCAGGCAUCCAUUCGAUCCGCCAGGCGCACCAGGUGCUCCACGUGGACUGGAGUCCACCGAGGACUCCAUCACCAUCCAGUGGUCGAAGCCGCGGCACGACGGUGGCGCCCACAUCCAAGGCUAUGUGGUGGAGAAGCGCAUCGUUGGGGACAACACAUGGACCAAGGCGUCGCAUGCCAUGGUGAAGGACACCACCUACCGUGUCAUCAACCUUACCGAGCACCAGGAAUAUGAGUUCCGCGCAGCAGCCAUCAACGCUGCCGGUCAGGGCCCCUGGAGCGACCCCAGCGAGAACAUAAAGUGCAUCAGCUUCCGCGCUCCCAAGAUCACGUCGGACCUCAGUAUCCGCGACAUGACUGUGAUCGCAGGCGAGGAGUUCACCAUCACAGUGCCCUUCAUCGCUUCCCCGCAGCCCAAGGUCCAGUGGUGGAUUGGACCCAACGAGGUUAUUCCCGACGACCGCAUCCAGUUCCACAUGGAUACCAGCAGUUCCUCCACUGUCUUCAUCAACAAGAGUGCCAAGCGCUCAGACAUUGGCAAAUACACUAUCAAGCUCACAAACACUGAAGGUGCAGAUUCCGGCUCCUGCAAGGUCAAUGUUGUGGACAGACCAACUCCACCUCAGGGUCCUCUGGAAGUGUCAGACAUCACACCUGAGACUUGUUCUCUGGCCUGGCGUCCUUCCCUGGACGAUGGAGGUUCACCUGUUACAAACUACCAGGUGGAACGCCUCGAACCCCACGUGGGCAUCUGGGUCAAGGUAUCUGCAUUCGUACGUUCCUGCCACUACGACGUCAUGGGACUUGAGCCUAACAAGACCUAUAUGUUCCGCGUCCGUGCCGAGAACCAGUAUGGCCUCUCAGACCCUCUGGCAACACUGGAUCCCAUCACAGCCAAAUUCCCAUUUACUGUGCCCGAUCCUCCAGGUCGCCCCAACAUCUUGGAUCACGACAUCAAUUCGGUGAUCCUUACUUGGGACCGUCCAGCUUCCGAUGGUGGCUCAAAGAUUCAGGGUUACAAGGUGGAAUACCGGGAUGUCACCGAUACCAACUGGGCGGCUGCCAACGACUUCCUGGUUAAAGAAACCACCUACACUGUCCACUCUCUCCUGAUUAACCACGAAUACGAAUUCCGUGUGAAGGCUAAGAAUGCUGCUGGCUAUAGCAAGUAUUCACCACCAAGCAAAAAGAUCAAGAUGAAGGGUAAAUAUGCAGUACCAUCUCCUCCUGGUACUCCUGUUGUCACUAAGAUUGGAAAGAACUAUGUCGACCUUAAAUGGACUGUUCCAGAAAGUGAUGGCGGUUCACGCAUCACUGGCUACAUGGUGGAGAAGCGUGAGAUUGGCAGUAUCUGGAUGAAGUGCAACGACUACAAUGUUGUAGAUACCCAGUACACUGUUCUUAAUCUCACUGAAGGCUCUGAUGUUGAAUUCCGUGUAUAUGCCAUCAAUGCUGCCGGCAAAUCUGACCCAUCAGAGAGUGCUCAGCCUGUGAAGAUCCGAGAAGCAGCUCCAGGAGAGAAGCCAUUCUUCAUCAAGAACUUGCAGAAUACUGCAGUAGCGUUGCACAAAUCGGUCACCCUGGAGUGUGAAGCUGAGGGUAAACCAACUCCCACUGCCCGCUGGUUGAGGAAUGGCCGCGAAGUGACACUUGGUGGUCGUAUCACCUCAGAAGAGCGUGAUGGCAAAUUCAAGUUAAUUAUCUCAGACAUGUGGGAGGUAGAUGAAGGUGACUACGCUUGUGUGGCGGCAAACGACGCUGGUCAAGCCACCUCUAUCGCCCACGUUAAGAUUGGCAACCCACCACGUAUCACACAGAUGCAAGAUGCCCUGUACCUGCCCGAAGGUGACAAUACUAAAAUCAAGAUAUAUUUCACUGGUGACCUGCCUCUUGAUGUUACACUCACCCAGAAUGGUCUGCCCGUGGAGGAAUCUCAGCGUCUUAAAUUCACUGUCUUUGACGAAUUUAUAAUCAUCUUUAUUAAGGAAGUGGUAAAGCAGGACGCUGGUCAGUACACUCUUAACGUCAAGAAUGACUCUGGCUCUGUCAGUGGUAACUUUAUUGUAUACAUCACAGGUGUACCAGGAGCUCCAACUGCUCCUCUAGACGUUACCGACAUUAGUCGUCACAUGUGUAACCUAGCCUGGCGUCCACCAGUCUACGAUGGUGGAAUGCCUGUUACACAUUACGUGGUUGAACGCAAGGACAUUACUUAUGCUAACUGGAUUACGAUCAACUCCUUCUGCAAGGACUGUGCCUUUACAGUUCAGGGCCUCACUGAGGGACAAGAAUACCUGUUCCGUGUGAUGGCAGUCAAUGAAAACGGCAUGGGACCUCCUCUUACUGGUGUAAACCCCAUCAAAGCCAAGGCUCCUUACGAUCCUCCAUCCCCACCAGGUACCCCCAACGUCACAGAAGUGGGUGGCGACUUUGUUCACCUGGAAUGGGACAAGCCUGCCCAUGAUGGUGGUUCUCGCAUUAAGGGUUACUGGGUUGAAAAGCGUGAAAUUGGCUCGAACAUCUGGACGAUGGUGAACCAGUAUAUCUGUCUGCCAACUCAGAUCAACGUGUCUAAUCUCAUCGAGGAUCGUCAGUAUGAGUUUAGAGUAUUUGCAGAGAAUGACGCUGGCAUGUCAGAACCUUCCACAUGCUCAACAUCUGUCAGGAUCAAGGAUCCCAACGCAGCUACUCCUCCAGAGAUCAUCACACCCCUUCGCGGCGUGAUGGCCCUCCAGCACAGGAGUGCUACACUCACUUGCCAGAUUUCCGGCAAACCCAGGCCCAACAUCUCAUGGUUCAAGGGUAUGCGUGAGCUGUGCAACAGUGCCAAGUAUGCUAUGACACGCGAUGGUGAGACCUACUCUCUGACGGUGCACGACGUGUAUGGUGAGGACGAAGAUGAGUACAUGUGUCGAGCACAGAACUCUGGUGGCAUCAGGAGCACCAAGGCCGAUAUCUCUAUUAAGCUGGCGCCGAAGAUCAAUGUGCCUCCCAGGUUCCGUGACACUGCCUUCUUCGACAAGGGUGAAAAUGCUGUCAUCAAAAUUCCGUUCAAUUGAUAAUAUCCCCGUCCUCGCAUCACAUUGCAACGAAGGGUGAGAUCCAUCGAGUCCGACGGCCAUUACUGUGAGACACAGCAGAGGAACACGCCAUCCACACGCUUGCGGACGUCCACCAACCUGGACACUGGCAACUACAGACUACAGCCCGAGAAUGAGCUGGCUCAGACCUGUCAAUCACAAGAUCCAGAUUUCUCAGAUCGUCCAGACCCGCCCCGGUUGCCUAAGGUGGAGAGUGUACUGGGCACAGAGUGUGUCCUCAGUUGGCAAAUUCCUCUUUGGGACGGUGGAGCCAAUAUCAACAAUUACAUCAUUGAGAAGCGGGAGCUGCCCAUGGAGUCGUGGAUCAGAUGCUCCAACACCCGCCUCACCACUGCUCAGAUCAAGGGGCUGAGUCCUGGCCACAAAUACCAGUUCAGGGUGUAUGCGGAGAAUGUGUACGGCCGCUCCGAUCCAUCCACGGUCACAAGCAUAGUGGAGACUCCUGCUCCUCUCACCAAGAAACCCAAGAAGAAGGAAUACGAAGUGGAUGAGACUGGCAAGAAGAUCCGCGGUAGAAAGGAAUCCGUUGACGACUAUGAUCAGUUCGUCUUCGACGUCUACUCUAAAUACGUCCCACAACCUGUUGAUAUUAAGCAUGACUCUGUCUACGAAUACUACGAUAUCCUGGAAGAGAUCGGCACAGGCGCCUUCGGUGUCGUCCAUCGUUGCCGAGAACGUAAGACAGGCAAUAUCUUUGCUGCCAAGUUCAUCCCUGUCGCGUCUGCAAUAGGGAGAAGGAAUUUCUUAUCCGAAAGGGAAUUGAACAAUCAUACCGACCUCCACCAUCCUAAGCUCAUCAACCUUCACGACGCCUUUGAAGACGAUGACGAAAUGGUUUUGAUCUUCGAAUUCUUGUCUGGAGGCGAACUCUUUGAACGAAUCACAGCAGAGGGCUACGUUAUGUCUGAGGCUGAGGUUAUUAACUACAUGCGCCAGAUCUGCGAAGGUGUCAAGCAUAUGCACGAAAAGAACAUCAUCCACCUGGACCUUAAACCCCGAAAACUCAUGUGUCAAAACCAAAAUCCCACCCGAAAACUCAUCGACUUCGGUAGCGACCAAACAAACCCCAAAGAGGUCGUGAAGACCGACGGGCACGCAGAGUUUGUGCUCCAAAAGAUCGUAGAACGUGAACCCCUUGGUUUCUACACGGAUAUGUGAGUGGGGGUUUUAGCUUACGUUCUCCUCAGUGGUCUCUCGCUCGCUGGGGAGAAUGAUAUCGAAAAACCCCCAAAAACGCAAGGCCUUGACUGGGGGUUCGAUGAAGAAGCCCUUAGUAAUGUUUUUAAUGAGGCCAAAAAUUUCAUCCGCCCUCUUCUCAUUAAGAAAAAGAGGAAAAGAUACACGCACGAGGCUUUAAUGCACGCUGGCUGGUGGUGAUACUCCCUCGCUGGGGCCCAUCGAUAUGAGCGUUACAUUCCCACCGAUAAAAUCCGUGCCAAGUACAAGGAUGGGGGGAAAUUCCUCUUGCCCCUUGGUCGUAUCGGGAAAAUUCCUCCCAGAAAAAAGCAGCUGGACAAAUACAGGAUACACGAUACGCACUUCGACCGACGACAGUGUGCACCAAGGUUCGUCAUCCGGCCACAGAACGCCUUCACUUACGAAGGCCAGAGCGUCAAGUUCUCGUGCCGCAUCGUGGCCGUGGCUGCCCCCACCGUCUGCUGGUUCCACAACAACAUGGAGCUUAGACAGUCUGUCAAGUACAUGAAGAGAUACUCGGGCGAAGACUACUCCUUCGUUAUCAACCGUGUCAAGCUAGACGACCGCGGCGAGUACAUUAUCCGAGCGGAGAAUCACUACGGUGCCAGGGAGGAACCCGUCUUCCUCAACGUCCAGCCUCUCCCUCCGGAGGUUCCACCAUACAGACCUCAAGAACAGAUCAUCCGUCGAAGACAGCCUCUGACGUACAAGUUGUGGCAGGAGGAGGGUGAGGGAGCGCCGAGCUUCACUUUCCUGCUCCGGCCUCGUGUCAUUCAAUGCCACCAAACUUGUAAACUCCUCUGUUGUCUCGCUGGCAAGCCCGUCCCCACGGUCAAGUGGUUCAAGGGAACUCAGGAGCUCUCCAAGUUUGACUAUUCCAUGAGCCACGCCGACGGUGUGGUCACCAUCGAAAUAGUCAACUGCAAACCAUCAGACUCUGGCAAAUACAGAUGCGUGGCUACUAAUUCUCUGGGCACAGAUGAGACAUCCUGUGUUGUUAUAGUUGAAGGCGUCGGAGAUCGGACCCAGGAACAGAAGACCCUGAUGACUAAUCUGAAGUUCUCAGAUCGAAGGUAUAUAGAAACGACGAUCAAGGACCUACCACCCCCGCCCACGCCCGCAAUAAGAGUAGAUGACUCGAGCUACUUCAGUUCCACACACAAGGAUGCUCGUGGUACCACCACUACCAAGGUCGAGGCCUCCUCUGCCUCCUCCACCACCGCCUCAACCACCUCUGGGGCCAAGAGAACUCUCAAACCCUACGGCAAGAGGCAAGAUUCCACGGGCUCUACCUCCAGGUCCCGCUCAGCCACCAAGGAGCUGGAGUUGCCCCCGGAUGAUUCCUUGAUGGGUCCUCCCGGCUUCUCUGGAGAGCUGCCCAAAACUCUCUCUAUUAAGGAUGGUGAAGCUUUGUGCCUUAAGUGCACCGUCAAGGGUGACCCAGAACCUCAAGUAUCUUGGUUCAAGGACGGAGAACCUCUCAGUUCCUCCGAUAUCAUCGAUCUCAAGUAUCGCCAGGGUCUAGCGUCCCUCACCAUUAACGAAGUGUUCCCAGAAGACGAAGGACUUUAUGUAUGUAAGGCGACCAGCUCCCUAGGGUCCGCAGAGACCAAGUGUAAGCUCUCUAUAACCCCAAUGGAGGCGCAGAUUAACGGCAAGGGAGGCCGAGGCGAUAAACUGCCUAGAAUCACAGAGCAUCUCAUUUCCCACGAGGUCCAGGAUGGCACUUCCCAUACACUCUCUUGUAAGAUCGGCGGAGCCUCCAAGUUCGACGUGGUGUGGCUCCACAACGAGAAAGAGAUCAAGCCUUCCAAAGACUUCUUAUACGUGACUGAGAGAGACAACUACUUGCUCAAAAUUGCCGAGGUCUUCCCCGAGGACGCUGGAACUUAUACCUGUGAAGCAUUCAACGAUGUAGGCGAAACUUUCAGCACCUGUACACUCACCGUCAUCGUCCCAGGAGAAGAGAAGAAACAACCAGCUUAAAAGUUCCCAAGGUCGCAGACGGUGAUGGAAGGCAAAUCGGCUACUUUCAAUGUCAAACUCGAGAAAGAACCGCUCAAGGUGUCGUGGAUCAAGGACGGCAAGCCUGUGGAUGAGAGUUCGCCGCGCUUCAAGUUCCUGCAAGAAGGCAAAAAGGACUUCACUCUGGAGAUUCCCAGCUGCCUGCCAACGGAUGUGGGCCAGUACAUAGUGAAGGCCACCUCCAAGAAGGGCGACACUACCGCAGCCUUCUCUCUCAACGUCCACACUACCGCCGACCUGUGAUUUGUUUCCUCUUCCCCCUAAGGUAUUGGAUAAUGCACACCAUUAAAUAC
Molecule: messenger RNA, 26161 nt
Organism: Cherax quadricarinatus
Lineage: Eukaryota; Metazoa; Arthropoda; Malacostraca; Decapoda; Parastacidae
Source: RefSeq, a predicted model, not a curated record